AUGCAAAAUGAUGAUAAUGAUUAUAAUAACAACAGGAAUAAUGAUAUAUGUAUGAAUGCAAUCCUAUUAUUAUCUUAUCUUUUAUUAACUCAUUGUUUUGUUAAAGAUAAAAGUAAAAUAUACACAGAGAAUGAAUUAAAGAGUAAACUUAAAAAAGAUUUACUUUUAAUUUGUCAAUCAUUAGAGAUAAGAUCAAUGACAAGCCAAACCAAAGAUACAAUCAUCAAUCGAAUUAUAAAGACACAAAAUGAUCGAUUCAAACCUAAUCCUCUAUGUGAUUAUAACAAAGGAUCACUCGAAUAUUCAUUACCGUGGCCAAUCAUCAGUAGAAUACUCGAUGUACUUAUUCUGGUCGCUCAAUCUAUCACUCAUUUUUGGACAAAUACAAAUAAUCAAGAAUGGAAUGUCCGAUGCACCCAUAUCGCUUUUUGA
Molecule: messenger RNA, 432 nt
Organism: Cavenderia fasciculata
Lineage: Eukaryota; Evosea; Eumycetozoa; Acytosteliales; Cavenderiaceae
Exons: 3
Coding region: 1-432 (143 amino acids)
Source: RefSeq, a predicted model, not a curated record